AACUUGGUGCUGGAUGGCACGAUUUUGCUCAAAAAAUCAAAGAGAGAGUAAAGCUAUUACAGAAUAAUGAAAUUUCUAUACCUCAAGUUGAUAAAUCCCGUCCAGAUAAAAAUUCACAAUUAUUGCGCUAUAAAAAUCUUCUUGAUUCAAGGCCAUUGGAUGAAAAAAAAUAUAUAGAGGGAUGUGAAAUACUUACCUGGCUCCUUUCUAAUGGCCAUAUUGAUAAAAAAAUAUACCGCAUUGGAAUUAAGGAAUUGGAAGAAUAA
This is a messenger RNA of Entrophospora candida, 266 nucleotides long. Lineage: Eukaryota; Fungi; Glomeromycota; Glomeromycetes; Entrophosporales; Entrophosporaceae. The record is from the annotation of a GenBank genome assembly.